Striga asiatica is the source of this 1835-nucleotide messenger RNA. Lineage: Eukaryota; Viridiplantae; Streptophyta; Magnoliopsida; Lamiales; Orobanchaceae. The record is from the annotation of a GenBank genome assembly.
AAUUAAAUGAGCACAAUUGUAGCAUUUAAAUGAGUGUAUAUGAAGCAUUUGAAGCAAAAAAAUACAGAGGCAUUAAUUUUAGUGCAAUUGUAAGAAACAAGGGCCAUAAAUUUAAAGUAUUUCCUCAAAGAACUCAUAAAAGAACACGGCUAAAAUGUUCUACAGGCCGAAGGAUUAUCAAUCAAGUAAAUUCGCCGUUUAAACACCGGGCAAUUACCGGAUCACCACCCGCUUUGCUGGGGAAAUACUGCUGGAUCAAUUCCCCACGAGCAUUUAGAUUUCUCCGGAAGCCCCAACGUCAAUGGUAAUCGAUCUUAUUCGUCAUUAUUCUUCUCGCUGACGUCAUCUCGGACGGCUUCGUUUGAGGGCUCGUCUUCAUCCGCAUCAUCGUCAUCGAGGGACGAUAUUUGGAGAGAUUCCAUCUUCACUCCGUUCGCAGCAAUGUCCAUUUCUCUCGAAUAUCCGAGCAUAUUUCAAUUCACGGCGACAAGAAUGAAAUGAGGUAGUAUUUAACGUGUCAGAUGAACGGUAGAGAUUUAACCCCUAAAUCCAACGGUCCAAAAGUGACCUUGCAAAGCGAUGCCGUCUUAACCAAACCCCAAACGGCGUCGUUUGAUUUAAGACAAUGGCGACUAUAUUCUCAUGAAGAAGGUGUUGCCACGCAACACAAAAACCGGUGUCCAAACAAACACAAAAGUUACCCCACAUAAAACAUCAUCCAACACAAAAAUGCAUUUCCAAAUCUCAAAUCACAAUUAUCAUACAAAGAGUUUGCUUAAUGGCUUUCAGAGGAGCAAUCGCUCUCGGAAAACAAGCAAACACCUCCAUUUUCUCGGUCACUCCUCGCCAUCUCCUAACAGCUUAUGAUGCCUCUGCUUCAAACCCUUUGUUCAGAUCAAAAGCCCAUUUUCCUAAUCGUCAAUCGGGAGUGAAAUUCUUGAUUCGGGCCAUAAAUGGAACGGUUGUCGAUCCUCGAGGGGCUCCCAAUAAAGAAAAUGUGGAAGACACGUCAGAGAAUUGGAAAAUUAAGAUGCUUUAUGACGGGGAUUGUCCACUCUGCAUGAAAGAAGUUAAUAUGUUGAGAGAGAGGAAUGAACGCUAUCGAGCCAUCAAAUUCGUGGACAUAAGUUCGGAUGAAUACAUCGCGGAGGACAAUCAAGGCCUUGAUUACAGAACUGUAAUGCGCCGAAUUCAUGCAAUUCUAUCGGAUGGAACUGUUGUGAGAGAUGUUGAGGUCGCAUUCAGAAGACUUUAUGAAGUGGUCGGUUUGGGAUGGGUCUACGCCAUUACAAAAUUCGAACCUAUUGCAAGCAUGGCCGAUGCUGUUUAUGGUGUUUGGGCUAAAUACCGUCUCCAAAUUACAGGUCGACCACCGCUAGAAGAAGUUUUGGAGGCAAGGAGGAAAAAGAAAGAAAUUUGUGAUGACAGCAAAGUUUGUAAAAUGUAGACAUGUUGAUGCACUAAAAAUGUAUAUCUACACAAAGAAUGAGCGAAUUGUUUAUGUGAGGUACAAUGAGAGACAGUGUUUGACCGACAGUUGACACCCUAUGUGUGUUGUAAUUUUUUAUAUUGCCACUGCUUAUGGAAUAUUUGAUGUGUCCAUGAAAAAAGACAGUAAUUGUAUGUAAAAAUUAGUGACAAAUUUGGUUGUAAACAAGUCGUUCAAACUUGAAUCUUUAUUAAAUUCGGUUUGUCAAGCUCAACUAGUUUCUCAAAAUUUACAAACCAAACUCGAAUCUUAUUGAGAAGAAUUAAAGUGUUUGACCAUGUUUGACCGAUAGUUGAUGCCCUAUUUUUGUUUUAUUUUUUAUGGUGCCACUAGUGGAAUAUUUGAU